Ciona intestinalis (vase tunicate) is the source of this 1900-nucleotide messenger RNA. Its product is annotated as anaphase-promoting complex subunit 7. The record is from RefSeq and is a predicted model, not a curated record. Gene Ontology annotation, biological process: cell division; positive regulation of mitotic metaphase/anaphase transition; protein ubiquitination. Gene Ontology annotation, cellular component: anaphase-promoting complex. Lineage: Eukaryota; Metazoa; Chordata; Ascidiacea; Phlebobranchia; Cionidae. Gene Ontology annotation, molecular function: protein binding.
AUAUAAUUUUACAAACUUGUAUUUGCAGAAAACCAGUAUUUUAUUUCCUUUAUGGUUCAUCUAGUUGUAGUUUUGGAGAAUUAAUAUUUUAUGAAAAUGGCCAGUGUCUGUAUAGUGGACCAAUUAAGGAUGUUACACUCAAGCGAACUUCAUGCUUCAGUGGCUUUGCUUUCCGGUCUAGCAAUUUCAAUCACGAAGAAUUUAAAUGCAUUUGGUCCAAGUCAGCAAUAUGAUAUUUUAGUGUAUAGCGGCGAUAGUUUUUUUGCCAAGAAGGAAUACAAGAGGGCAGAAGCAGCUUACCGCCGAGCACUUAACGUGCGCAAAGGAGUGCCAAAAAACACGAAGAGCGCACAGAAGGAAACGAAUUUGUCUCACGUUUAUUUUCGAAUAUACGAGUGUUGCAUGGAAGAAAAGAAUGAGGAUGGAGCACUAGAGGCGCUGCUGAACAUUGAGGAAAAACGAAGGUGUUCGAAGGUGAACUACGCAAUUGGAAAGCUUUACCAAGCAAGACAAAUGCGAAGAAAUGCCAUUAAUUGUUACAAGGAAGUCCUUCGUGAGUGUCCGCUUGCGCUGGAUUGCGCAAUCGAGUUGUUACGACUGGGUGAGCAUCCUAAUGUGGUGAUAAGCAUAAUGAAUGUGAAUGGUAGUGUAGACUGGUUGCCUGCGUACAUAAAAGCUCAUGCGUCUGUUGUGAACAAAGAACACACAAAAAGUGUGGUUGCGUUUGAUGCUCUGCAGAAGCGAGUCAGUUUGGCUGGCAACCCAACAGUACAAUAUGAUCUUGCCAUUGCGUGUUACAUGGCUGAUGAUCAUGACUCUGCUAUGAUGCAUCUUAAGUCACUUCAUAGACAGGAAAGGUUCUGGCUUCGUGGCAUGGACCUUUAUGCCUCUCUCCUAUAUGAUGAGAAGAAAGCGGAAGAACUUGGCAAGUUUUCCACCGAGUUGUUUGCUGUCUCAGAUCUUCAGCCUGAAUCAUGGAUUGCCCUUGGUUACCAUGCUCUACUAAAUGAGGAUUACACAAAAGCAGUUUAUUUGGCUGCGAGAGCUAAUCAACUAGAUCCGUUUUCAGUGCAGGCUUUCCUCUUAAAAGCUGCAGGUCUGGUUGGGCUUGGAGAAGUACAGACUGCUCUCUCACACUCCAAAGAAGCAAUCUCACUCGCCCCUCAUAGAUUGGACUGCUAUGCUAAGCUUGUAUCAUGCUACAUGAGUGAGAAUCGUAAUAACGACGCAUUGACUGUGGCAAAAAGUGCGUUCGAGGCUCUUGGUCCGUCACCUGGCUCAUAUGUACUCUGUGCACUCACAAUGCUACCUGACUCAAGUGUGCUAGACAAAGCUGGGAAACUAGUGGACCGCGCGCUUACUCUUGAUCCAAAUCAUAAAAGUGCGAUUGAAACGAAAUGUACCAUUCUGUACCGACAAGAGAAAUACUCCGAAGCAAUUAAGUGUCUUAAAUUGGCCACACAGAGGUUUGGUAGCAGCGCCUUGCAUUGCUUGCUUGGUGACUGUUAUUGUAAACUGUCAAAGCUCACAGAUGCAGUGGAUCAUUAUAGCAUCGCUCUCUCAUUAAACCCAUGUUGUGUGGAAGCAAAGGACGGCCUCUCUAGAGUCAGUGAAGCAGACAGAAGUGAUGUUUUUGACGCAGAGACGGGAAACAGUUUUGAAACUGAGGAAAGUGAUCGCAUGACAACAGGGAUUGCCUGGCCACAGGAAAAUCCAUGGUUUUAAACAAUCCUUAAAUUUGUUAAUUGGCUGCAGCACUGCCUAAUUAUAAUAUACACAAUGGUAAUAUAGUCGUUUAUAUUUCAAUAUUAUUAGGAAAUAAUAUGGAAAAGCGGGCAACAAUUGUAUCAUCCUUUUUUCCAAGCGUUUUUCUAAACAUUUAAUAUUUUUCUCGUUCCAG